Vidua chalybeata is the source of this 1898-nucleotide messenger RNA. Its product is annotated as arrestin domain-containing protein 3-like. The transcript has 8 exons. NCBI's taxonomy places the organism in Eukaryota, Metazoa, Chordata, Aves, Passeriformes, Viduidae. Gene Ontology annotation, biological process: protein transport. Gene Ontology annotation, cellular component: cytoplasm. The coding region runs from base 206 to 1450 and encodes 414 amino acids. The record is from RefSeq and is a predicted model, not a curated record.
UUGUACGGAUAUCGCAGUGUUGGGCGGCUGCCGUUGUCUUCUCAGUAAUUCCAAUGAAGCGUUCGUAGGGGACACGUUGAUCUUGUUGGCAGGCUCUACGCAGCAGAGGCGUUGUUCAGUGUGAAGUGAAGGUCGCGUUUUGUAUGAGACCUUGACAUUUUUUUGUUUUCCUUGCAGUAUAUUUUUAUACACUUCGUUAAAAAUCAUGGUGCUGGGGAAGGUGAAGAGUUUGACAAUAAGCUUUGACUGUCUCAGUAACAGCAAUAUCCCCGUGUAUUCUAGCGGGGACACAGUCUCAGGAAGGAUCAGUUUAGAAGUUACUGGGGAAAUUAGAGUGAAAGCUCUUAAAAUUCAUGCAAGAGGACAUGCAAAAGUACGUUGGAGCGAAUCUAGAAAUGCUGGAUCCAACACUGCCUAUACACAAAAUUACACCGAAGAAGUAGAGUAUUUUAACUAUAAGGAUGUUCUAGUCGGGCAUGCAAGAGAUGAUGACAAUUCUGAAGAAGGCCUUCACACCAUUCAUUCAGGAAGGCAUGAAUAUGCAUUCAGCUUUGAGCUUCCACAGAUACCACUUGCUACCUCAUUCGAAGGCAGACACGGCAGUGUGCGGUAUUGGGUGAAAGCUGAAUUGCAUAGGCCUUGGCUUCUACCAGUAAAAUUAAAGAAGGAAUUUACAGUCAUUGAACAUAUAGAUAUCAACACUCCUUCGUUACUGUCACCCCAAGCAGGCACAAAAGAAAAGACUCUGUGUUGUUGGCUUUGUACCUCAGGCCCAAUAUCUUUAAGUGCCAAAAUUGAAAGAAAGGGCUACACCCCAGGUGAAUCAAUUCAGAUCUUUGCUGAGAUUGAGAAUUGCUCUUCCCGUAUGGUGGUGCCAAAGGCAACCAUUUACCAAACGCAGGCAUUCUAUGCCAAAGGGAAAAUGAAGAAAGUCAGACAGCUUGUUGCCAACCUCCGUGGGGAAUCCUUGUCAUCUGGCAAAACAGAAACCUGGAAUGGCAAACAAUUGAAAAUUCCACCUGUUUCCCCUUCAAUCCUUGACUGUAGUAUAAUCCGUGUGGAGUAUUCACUGAUGGUAUAUGUUGAUAUUCCAGGAGCUGUGGAUUUGUUCCUUAACUUACCACUGGUCAUUGGUACCAUUCCUCUACAUCCAUUUGGUAGCAGAACAUCAAGUGUAAGCAGCCAGGGUAGCAUGAACAUGAAUUGGCUUGGUCUGACUCUGCCUGAAAGACUAGAAGCACCUCCUAGCUAUGCAGAAGUGGUCACAGAGGAAAACAGACAGUCUGGCCUUGCACCUGUAGCUGCUUUUGAUGAUUUUCAGAGAGCACUGCAAGGACCAUUAUUUGCAUACAUCCAGGAGUUUCGUUUUCUGCCUCCUCCCCUAUAUUCAGAAAUUGAUCCAAACCCAGAUCAGCCCACAAAUGAGAUACUGUCUUGCCCCUCUCGUUGAAUGAAUCCAUAAAAAGCUGUCUUGACUUGGGUUUUGAAUCACAUCUUCUGUGUUGAAGAUCAAGGUGUCAUAGUGGAGACUUGCUUUUAAAGGAAAUGGUAUUGCUCUUGCCUGUAUAGUGAAUAAGUGAAAAGAACCUGUGAUCAUGCUUUGACACCUACAGCACAACAUAGGACUGCUCCACAUGCUUGAAAACCUGCGUCUCCCUCCAUUAAAUAGUGGCACAUACUAGGAGGAGCCUUAUUAGCAUGCAGUCAGGUGUUUCAAAACACUCAAACCAUGUUGUAAUGUUGUAAGAGAGGAAUGGCUGCUUUUUAUGAUUCUAUGAAAAUUUGCACAUGCUUAUUACUUAUGUUAUACAGUUAAGUGUCACUACAACUUAUUCUCAUUUGUGAUGGACUGCUGUUACCAACCCCUCCCCAAUUGUUUGUGAUCUGCACAAUAAGGA